UUACCGCGGCAACGCGCGGGUAUAACACUAGUUAAGAACUAUAAGAAGAAGCGGGUGACAUCCGCUAAGCGUGGCGGUCGGAGAAUCGAAACGUCGUCGUCUCCUUAUCCUCUAAAGUUUCCUCGGAGGUUCAGACGGCGUCGUCUUUUCUCCAAAUCACCGUUUACUGCUCAAGACAUCUUAUAAUCCAAGUUCACCCAAUCUCAGGAGAGAUUAUGGAAGAUGAUGCAAUAUUGAGGGGAGACAAGCUUAUAUUGAGAGGAUUGAUGUUCCAUGGUUUUCAUGGGGUGAAAUCUGAAGAAAAGAAGCUGGGUCAGAAGUUUUUGAUAGAUGUUGAUGCUUGGAUGGAUCUCCGCCCGGCCGGUUUAUCUGAUCGGUUGUCUGAUUCUGUUAGUUACACCGACAUUUAUCGCAUAGCGAAGGAAGUAGUUGAAGGACAACCCCAUAAUCUUCUUGAGUCGGUUACUCAGCUCAUUGCAUCUACAACCUUAACAAAACAUCCCCAGAUUACGGCUGUUCGUGUGAAGGUCGGGAAGCCUCAUGUUGCUGUUCAGGGUCCUGUUGACUAUUUGGGUGUCGAGAUUCUUAGAUUCAGAAGUACUGAUGUACCAGAGUAGGAGAAUUAUUUUGGUUUGCUUAACUUUGUCAGCAUGUGUCCUACAACUGAUUGGUAUUAAGGAUUGAGGGAAUGGGUGUGCAAGUAUGGAAGAAUUUCACAGAAUCAUG
Morus notabilis is the source of this 726-nucleotide messenger RNA. RefSeq names its product dihydroneopterin aldolase 2. The record is from RefSeq and is a predicted model, not a curated record. NCBI's taxonomy places the organism in Eukaryota, Viridiplantae, Streptophyta, Magnoliopsida, Rosales, Moraceae. Gene Ontology annotation, biological process: folic acid-containing compound metabolic process. Gene Ontology annotation, cellular component: cytoplasm. The coding region runs from base 216 to 617 and encodes 133 amino acids. The transcript has 3 exons. Gene Ontology annotation, molecular function: dihydroneopterin aldolase activity.